Messenger RNA from Solenopsis invicta (red fire ant), 696 nucleotides. RefSeq lists its product as uncharacterized. The coding region runs from base 1 to 696 and encodes 231 amino acids. The transcript has a single exon. Gene Ontology annotation, molecular function: nucleic acid binding. Lineage: Eukaryota; Metazoa; Arthropoda; Insecta; Hymenoptera; Formicidae. The record is from RefSeq and is a predicted model, not a curated record.
AUGACGAUCGCCUUUCGCGCAGCGCUGCGCAACUCGGAUUUUCUAAAUCAAAUCGCCACCGACAACACCAGCUGGCACUUCAUACCUCCGUCCGCGCCUCACUUCGGCGGUCUCUGGGAGGCGGGGGUGCGAAGUGUCAAGCAUCAUCUCCGUCGCACGAUACGAGCUCAUACGCUAACAUACGAGGAGAUGUCCACUCUCCUCUGUGGCAUCGAAGCAUGCCUCAACUCAAGGCCGCUAGCGCCGCUCUCUGACGCGCUCGACGAUUAUGAACCGUUAACGCCGGGACAUUUUUUGAUCGGCGGUGCAUUAACCGCUCGCCCUGAACCGUCUACGCUCAAUCUUAAAGAAAGUCGCCUCACGCGAUGGCAGCUCGUUCGCCAGAUGACGGAACAAUUUUGGAAAAUCUGGCAGAGUGAUUAUGUUAAUACUCUCCAGCAGAGAACUAAGUGGAGACGCCGACUUCAAACCGAUGUUCGCGUUGGGCAGCUAGUCUUGCUUAGAAACUCGCUUCUUCCGCCGUGCAAAUGGGAAUUGGGCCGUAUAAUAAUGUGUCAUCCUGGCUCCGACGGGCUCUCGCGAGUCGUCACCGUAAAAACAGCUACGUCGGAAUACAAGCGUCCGCUGAAUAAACUUUGUUUUCUGCCGAUCGACAUUGAGCAACAAUCGAACACCGACGGCGAGCCUCCGAAAUAG